AUGGGGGAUGACAUACCGAGAAACUACUUCAGCAGGAGGGACUCCGAGGCAAGGGAUGUCACCGCCAACGAAUUAGCCACACACCAAUUCAACCGAAGCGAAAGAAUGCACAGUGAUCAUUACGACGGCAGGUCGGCCAUCCGAUUUAGCGCAAACCUGACCAGCUACAGCGACUUAGAGAGACACUCCAUGAUGAGCGAAAGGAGAAGCAGAAGGAGAAACAGAAGCAGAGCCAGAGGCAGAAGAGGACUCUUUGAGGAUUACCACAAUGUUAGCAGGACCAGGAGAAAACUGGCCCAUGUGGAAGGCACGUUGGGAGCGGCCACAAAUGCAACCACAGCAACCACCACCACAACUGCCACCACCACCGCGACCAGUGAUCCCUUUAACGGUUCUAACUCGAAAGAAAAAAUGAACACGUCGGAAUGUGCCCACUUUAGUGCACCCACACAAGGGCAACCCAAAACAAACAACCCAAAUGACACGACCCACACGGCCACUACCACAAACCACCAAAUGAAAUCAACCCCCAAAGGAACCAAUGCAAAAAGAAACAAUCACGACCUAAACAAGUUACUGCAUCUAAUCCGGAGUAGUAAAUACAUGCAAGCGGACAGAGACCAAGUCAAACAAAUUAACAACCUAGUUAGUGAACUGGCUCCUAACUGUUUUAAUACCGAGAGGGGUGUUCAUCAACACACCAUCACUCCUCAUGAUUCACAGUUGUUCAUGUUGAAUGAGGGGGAGGAGUCCACCCAGGAUGAUAAUGUACAAAGAAGAAGAAACAACAACAGUAGUAGAAGAAAAGAUGCGAACUACUAUUUCAGGCCAAUUAAAAAUAACGUAUAUGGUGGUGGCAGGGUGAUGAUGAUAGAGAGGACUGGAAGUGACUUUCACGACGGAUCUCCACACACUGGAAUGAGGGAAAAGAAGGGGCCUGCCAGGAGAGUAUUUGAUCAACACGGAGGAGGGGCUGACAACCUGAACUGCUUCACGGAGGACGGCUCCGAUACCCAAAGAGGAACAUCAGUCGCACGUGGGGUAGCACCACCGGAAAACCUAAAUCAAACUAAAGACCCACACAUAAGCAGACAAAAAAAUAUGACUCGCUACGCCGGCGACUGGGGCAACUCCAGCAGCGCGAACGCGGCGAAGAACACGGCACAGGCUGCACAGGCUGCCAACCAUGCAAACCACGCCAACUCCCCCAGUGAGGAAAGGCCCCACAGUGUAUACGACACGGACCUGAGCAAUAGCCUCAUGGGCACGCAGGCCACAUACAGCAUCAUCAAAUAUAAUUUAACGAAGAACAAUCUAAUCAACAACGUCCUCAGUGACAUGAAAUCAAAUCUCUCUCAACAUAAUCUGAUGAAGACCUCGAGUAGCUGCGCCUACCCCCGUGCGAUGGAGGACACGCAGGACGACGUCUCCUUUUAUCACUCCAAGAAGAGGCGGAAGUUGUAG
Messenger RNA from Plasmodium fragile, 1464 nucleotides. RefSeq lists its product as uncharacterized. The transcript has a single exon. The coding region runs from base 1 to 1464 and encodes 487 amino acids. Lineage: Eukaryota; Apicomplexa; Aconoidasida; Haemosporida; Plasmodiidae. The record is from RefSeq and is a predicted model, not a curated record.